Messenger RNA from Pieris rapae (cabbage white), 2840 nucleotides. RefSeq lists its product as uncharacterized. The record is from RefSeq and is a predicted model, not a curated record. Bases 318 to 2699 code for a protein of 793 amino acids. The transcript is spliced from 2 exons. NCBI's taxonomy places the organism in Eukaryota, Metazoa, Arthropoda, Insecta, Lepidoptera, Pieridae.
AGAUAUCGCACAUCCGCUCAAAUAACGUCAUAACUCGAUAAAAUGUCAAAUGACUUUAAUUGUACCAUUCGUAUCAGAAUAACACAUACUUCAUGCUCAUAAAUCGUCAUAGACGUAGUUCAAUUAUUUGUCCCUAGAUGGCACUUGUGACGUUCUAUUGUUUACCGAAAGUUGUGCCGCGGCGAACAUAAACAGUGUCAUGUUACGACUUGCGCGAGGUGGUCAUACGGGCGUUGUUCAGUAAAAGUGAAUUGUGUCGAAUCAAGACAGUCUUUGUAAACGAGGUGUUAUUCGGUUUGGCGGUGUCACUUGUAACUAUGUCCAGAUCCAGAAAAAUAUUGUCAUUAUGUCUGGAACCCAAUGACCAUCAUAACACAGUAACUGAUGACUUGUCUAUUGUGGCGGAAGAUACGCAACCAAAAGAUGUAGAAGAAAAUUGUGACACGUCAAAUAAAGAGAAUACAUAUCAUAUAAAUGAACCUACUACACACAUUCCCAACUUACAGGUAGAAUGUAAUAGAAUAGAGAAUGAAGACUGUAAUUUGCAAGAACCCGAAUCUACGGGUGAAGAAACAGACGAUUCUGUUAAAGAUCGUGAUUAUAAAUUGUCUUCCAAAAAGCGUAGCAAGAAUUUAGUAGUUUCUCGUCAGCGAUCAUCUAGUACUUCAUCUACAAAUUCCUCUUCGUCUAGUUCAUCCUCAUCUAGUUCAUCUUCAUCUAGUUCAUCCUCUUCUGAUACUCCUUCGUCUAAUAGAAAUUCUCCAACAUCUACCUCUGUACUAUUGUCACUUAAUAAACAAACAAAUCAAGACAACAAUGAAUGCUUGCCUUCAACUUCCAAAGAAAUUAACUUAAAUAGUAUUCAUUCUCCAAUACCAAACGAGACCGUAGUACAGGGAAAUUUCAAUACACGUAAGAGACGCCGUGGAGAGGCACAAUGGAAGCAGAAUAUAACAAAAGUUUUACGAAACUCUGGAUUACCCUAUCAAACGAAGUCCGGACGAAAUAUUUCUAAGAAACAAAUGAAACCAAGUUGUGGAGAAGGUUGUAGACUUAAAUGCAGCUAUUUUCUUACCGAUGAAAUAAGAAUUCAAAUCUUUGAUUCUUAUUGGGCUUUGAAAGAUUUAGAGAAACAGAGACUAUUCAUUCACAAACACAUACAACAGAUAGAGAUAAAGUUUCGGUCUACCAAAGCACAGAAAAAUCGAAAAAUCAACUAUGCAUUUUACUUUGAGGUUGAAGGUUCAUUAAAAAGGGUUUGCAAAACAAUGUUUAAAAAUACAUUGGAUAUUAAUGAUAGAACAAUUAGAACUGUAACAGAGAAAUCUACUGGAGGAUUUUUGAAAGAAGAUGAAAGAGGGAAACACGGUAAACAUUAUACUGUAGGUGACACUAUAAAAAAUGAUAUAAGAAAUCAUAUAAAACGUAUACCGAAAAUUGAAAGUCAUUAUUUAAGAGCACAAACAACACGAGAAUACAUUGAUGGAGGAAAGACUAUAUCUGACUUACAUAGAGAUUAUGUGAAUGAAUGUAAACAAGAUGGACGCAACUUUGGAAACUACGUAAUGUACAGUCGUAUUUUUAACGGUGAAUUUAAUUUAGGAUUUUUUGUGCCAAAAAAAGACAGAUGUGAAUUAUGUGUAGCUUAUGAAAAUGCAGUUCCCGAAAGUAAACUGUUGCUCAAAAAAAAAUAUGAUGAACAUUUAGUGGACAAGGUUUUAUCCAGGGAAGAAAAAAAGCGAGAUAAAAUAGCCCUAAAAGAAAACAAAAACCUGAUUGUAUCUGUAUACGAUUUACAAGCAGUUUUACAGGUACCUCGUGGUGAUGUUUCUGUUUUUUAUUAUAAGAGCAAAUUAAAUAAUAUGAACUUUACGAUAAGCAAAUUGAAAGCAGAAGAAUCGGGAAAAAAGAAAAAAAGGCAACAGACUGAAGACGAUAGUUACAAUGGAGACACUAUUGUAAAUAACAGUAUUACCGAUUGUUAUUUUUGGCACGAGGGUCAGGGUAAUCGGGGUUCAGAUGAGAUUGGUAGCUGUUUGCUUAAAUAUUAUAUAGAAAAAGAAUUGCAUGAUUACGAGGGUGACCAACUAGCUGAUAUAGUUUUUUAUUCGGAUAACUGUUGCGGCCAAAACAAAAAUAAGUUUAUUGUUGGAUUGUACAUGUAUGCAAUAUUGAAGUUUAGUAAUUUAAAUUCUAUUACUCAUAAAUUUUUGAUAGCCGGACAUACGCAAAACGAAGGUGAUGCCAUACAUUCGGUAAUCGAAAAGCAAAUAAAACGUUCCUUGAAAACUGGUCCAAUUUACGUGCCAAGUCAGUACGUACAAAUAAUUAAAGAGGCUAAGAAAACUGGGGAACCACUAAGAGUUAAUGAACUAUCACACACCGAUUUUAUUAAUUUAAAAAGAUUAGUUAGUGAUCUAGGUAUUACUACUUUAAAUAAGCUAAAGAUUUCUGAAGUUAAAAUGAUGAUGAUUACCAAAGCCGCACCAAAUAUUUUAAAGUACAAAACGUCGUACACUGACAUUGAAUGGUCUGAAACUAAUUUACUUUCUCGAAAUAAAAAAAUAAUAGUUCCUGAUCUAAAGCAAGUUUAUGCUGCUAAAAUAGAGAUUAAGGAACGGAAAAAGAAUGACUUAAUGACAUUACUUCUUAACAACCACAUUCCUAGUUUUUAUGCCAACUUUUAUAAUAGUUUAUAAGUUUAAUUAUUUUUUAUUACACUGUCUACUCUCGUGUUAUUGCACAGCUGAUUGUUAUAAGUACUUAAAGUAUUUUAUUUUGAUAGAAGUUCAUUUUUAGACUUACUGUUACAAAUUGUGAUUUUAAAUAAGUAUUGAAAU